AUGCAUUUGGUUUUGCCAGGAAAAACGAAACUUGUUCUUCACCUGAAAGACAGUAAAAAGAUUCGGAAGAAAAAACGUUGGAGUCAGGUAAUGUAUAUGUAUUACCUACUUGAUUAUCGUUCUAAAGAAAAUUCAAGAUAUACAACUGAAAACACUUUUAUAAUGGCAUUAGAUGGAGAUGUUGAUUUUCAACCAGAGGCCGUGCCGCAUCUCCUUCAAAGAAUGAGGAAAUAUCCUGAUGUAGGUGCAGCAUGCGGAAGAAUUCAUCCAGCUGAAAAGAAUUCAAGUCCAAUAGUGUGGUACCAGAAAUUCGAAUAUGCUGUCAGUCAUUGGUUACAAAAAUCAACAGAACAUGUUAUUGGAUGUGUGUUGUGCAGUCCAGGAUGCUUUAGUUUAUUCAGAGGGUCUGCUUUGAAACUAAUACUAGAGGACUACUCUAAACAGCCAAAGGAAGCACUAGAUGUAAUUCAGUAUGAUCAAGGUGAAGACCGAUGGCUUUGUACUUUGCUUUUGAAAGCAGGAAAAAGAAUAGAAUAUUGUGCAGAAUCUGAUGCAAAAACGUUUGUUCCGGAAACGUUUGAAGAAUUCUUUAAACAAAGGCGUCGUUGGAUACCUUCAACUUUAGCAAAUAUAUUCUACCUAAUUAUGCACAUGAGAGCUGUCUGUAAAAAAAACAGUAAAAUAACACGGCUGUACAUAAUUUACCAAUUUCUCUACUGUAUGUCGUCUCUCCUCACACCCGGUACUAUUAUAAUGAUGAUGUAUGGUGCCCUGGUCCUCGUAUUAGGGCAUAAUGGUGAAGGAAUAACAGGCUUCGUUUUACUAUUUGUAAUUCUACUUCCAGUAACAGUAUUUAUCUGUAUUUCUCUUUUUAAGAAAGACAUUCAGAUGCUGUGUGCUCAAAUUGUAUCGUUCAUUCUUUUUGUGUUGAUGGUUUUAGUUAUUGCUGGAGUAAUUCGUUCAGCUGUUGAAGAAACCUUGUGCUCAACGUCCAUUAUAUUUGUUUGCUUUAUAGCGGGGAUAUUUGUACUAGCUACGAUAUUACAUCCUAAGGAAUGUCACUGUGUUAAACAUAGUUUACUGUACUUUCUUGCUAUUCCCUGUACAUCUAUCGUUCUGUUCUUGUACUCCAUCGCAAACAUGGAUGACGUUAACUGGGGAACCAGAGAAAAAGAGAAAUCAAGGUAA
Molecule: messenger RNA, 1188 nt
Organism: Mytilus californianus (California mussel)
Lineage: Eukaryota; Metazoa; Mollusca; Bivalvia; Mytilida; Mytilidae
Product: chitin synthase chs-2-like
Exons: 6
Coding region: 1-1188 (395 amino acids)
Cellular component (GO): cell periphery; cell septum
Molecular function (GO): chitin synthase activity
Source: RefSeq, a predicted model, not a curated record